AUGCCUAAACCAACUAUUUUGAUUCGCCAAUCUCUAUUCCACCAACCACGACGGCAUAUUGCCGGCUCUUCAUCUCAAAGGACUUCCACAUCUCCUCAGCGUCGGAAUGUGGCUGCUCCGAGGCUCGCCACGUCUGCUGCUCGACCCUUCAACGAGAUCCCAGGACCGAUCGCCUUACCUAUGCUGAGGCAUUCGGCUCAUGUAUUGCCUAGAAUUGGUAGUUACCACCAUACUGUUGGACUGGGUUUGCUGGAAGGUCUUCGCGAUAAGUAUGGGGACCUGGUACGGCUGGCGAAGGCAUCCAGGUCUAGGCCGGUUCUGUACGUCUUCGAUCCUGAGAUGAUGAGAGAGGUAUAUGAAAGUUACGCUACAGAGCCUCCACGCUUCGAAAAAUCCCCGCUUUGUCAACAUAGGAAGGUUGUGGGCCACUGUCCAGUACACGGAGAUGAGAACAAAGCUAUUUGGGCUGCAAUUCGCGCGCUCUUACAAGAUGGCAGCCUACUGAAGUGCUACGAUCAAGCCUUCGAUGGCAUUGCUGCUGAUAUAACAAGGAGACUGGGGGACCUGCGUCACGCAGAAAACGCUUUGAACGAAGAAUUGGAGACUGAAAUCUACCGGUGGGCCAUCGAGACUAUCGGCAUGAUGAUCUUUGGCAUUCGACUGGGAUGCCUUGACGGUGCUGUGCAUAUACCUACUGCUGAUAACCAGAAACCAGAAAAAACCUCAAUGGAUGACGAGAUCCACGACCUCUGUUCGUUGGCAAAGCGUUCCCUAGAAGAACUGACCCCUGCAGAAAGGCUGGUGCGAUGCAGCCGAGACAUAGCUGAUGGCAGCUUCCUGGUCAGGAGUGAAGGGACCCUGAACCCUGAGAACCCCACCUUCAACAGUGCUUUAAAAGCCUUUGAUAGACAUUUUACGCUCACAGAACAUUUCCUGACGAAGGCACUGAACUCCCUCAACUCCGAAGAGUUGAGGCCCGAACAGGUUUUACUCGACAAGUUGCGACCAUUGCAGAGGCGAAUCCUGCCUCUAGCUGCUGAUAUAUUACUCGCCGGCGUUCACCCUCUCGCCCAAACAGCUCUGAACAUGUUCUACCAACUAUCUCUACACGCGGCUCGUCAGCAAAGGGCACAUGACGAGGUGCACUGGUCCAUAGCAUCCAGGGAGGCUGGGUGUGACACACCCGAACUGCCCUACGUAGCUGCCUGUGCCAGAGAAGCUAUGAGACUCCACCCAGCCACAGGAGGAGUAGUGAGGAGGAAUAAGGAACCUAUCAUUGUUGGAGGCUAUGAAAUUCCUGCUGGGGUGGAUAUAGUCCUCGCCCACGGCGUUACAAGCAAAUCAGAGAAGCAAUGGGGAAGGGCAAAGGCCUUCGUUCCAGAAAGAUGGUGCAGUGAAGGUUGGGAGCCUUUAAAAGCUUCCAGAGCCCAUCCAUUAGCCUCUAUGCCCUUUGGAGAAGCCUGUCCAGGUACCGGCGCAGUUGGAAAAAUGCUAUCGUCACUAACAACUAGAGUGUUGGACAAAUACAGGCUAGAAUGGCACGGACCUGCCCCAAGUAUGGCCACCGUUGGAGUCAACAGAAUGCAUCCGCCUUAUUAUUUCGUUCUGCAGAAUGCUGCUUGA
Molecule: messenger RNA, 1623 nt
Organism: Spodoptera littoralis (African cotton leafworm)
Lineage: Eukaryota; Metazoa; Arthropoda; Insecta; Lepidoptera; Noctuidae
Source: the annotation of a GenBank genome assembly